Molecule: messenger RNA, 1637 nt
Organism: Sorghum bicolor (sorghum)
Lineage: Eukaryota; Viridiplantae; Streptophyta; Magnoliopsida; Poales; Poaceae
Product: probable E3 ubiquitin-protein ligase LUL3
Exons: 3
Coding region: 422-1444 (340 amino acids)
Biological process (GO): protein ubiquitination
Molecular function (GO): ubiquitin protein ligase activity
Source: RefSeq, a predicted model, not a curated record
UCGACGACGACGCAACAACACCGUCGUUGCCGUGGCCGCGCGCGCCGAGCACGAGCACGAGCACGAGCACGGCAGCCGCUUUGGUUAGCUCACCCUCUCCGCGGUCGUCGCGGCCACCGUCAGAGGCAACCGCCAACGCGCAACCUUGUGGGAAACGCACCCGGAAACACCGUAGGCAGAGCUGCCGUGAAAAGUCAAUCCGCGACCUGCCCGUCCGUCCUGCCUUUCCCCUUCCGCUCGCCCGUCGCGUCAGACGACGGACUCCACCGCCCGCGACGACGCGCUCCGCCUGCCGUGCCUGCCCCCGCGACACGCCUAGUAAAUCCCCCUCCCCCUGCGGAAGCGUCAGUCGACUCUCCGGGCCCCGCUCGCUUUCCCUCCUCGCGUGCUCGGCAACUACUCGGCGCCGCGCGGGGGCUCCAUGGGCGCGUCAUCCAGCCGCCGCCGCCGGGACGACUACUACCCGCCGCCGCACCACUACUCCUCCUACCCGCCCCCGCCGCCGCCGCCGCCGCACCACCACCACCCGCCGCCUCCCCCUCCGCCGCCGCACCACCGUCCUCCCCCUCCGCCGCCGCCCUCCUCGUACUACUACCACCCGCACCCGCCGCCCCCGCACGCGUACCACGGCCCGUGGCACCCCGCGCCCGCGCCGCCGCCGCAGCCGCAGCCGCCCGCGCUGACGGGGCCUCCGCCCGAGUUCGUGGAGCACCAGCAGGCGCAGAAGGUGAAGAAUUACGUCAAUCUGCACAAGGACACCAUCAGGCUCGUGCCCGACGACGCUGACCCCGACCGCCGCCUCGUCGCCUUCACUUUCGACGCGAUAACCGACGGCAGUGUGACUAUAUAUUACUUUGCCAAGGAAGAAAAGGACUGUAGUUUUUCUUCAAUAUACCCAGAAUUACAGACGCCAACAAAGAUACCCUUCGAGAAAGGGUUGGCCCAAAGGUUUAUCCAGCCCUCUGGAUCUGGUGUUGACUUGGGAUUCUUUUCUCUGGAUGAGCUUUCGAGUUCGUCAGGGGAAGUGUUCCCACUUGUUGUUUAUGCAGAAGCAUAUCCAUCUCCAGAGGAAGGUGGCCCAUCAGUAAACUCCACUCGUGCACAGAUUACUCUUGCUGUUUUGGAGAAGCAUAACAACGACCUUCAAGUCAAAGUUGUGAAGCAAAUCUUGUGGAUUGAUGGCGUUAGGUAUGAGCUACAGGAAAUUUUUGGUAUGGUCAACUCCACUGAAUCAGAUGUUGCCGAUGCUGAUGCUGAUGACACGGGGAAGGAAUGUGUUAUCUGCUUGACAGAACCAAGAGACACUGCUGUUAUGCCUUGUAGACAUUUGUGUUUAUGCAGUGAAUGCGCAAAAACUCUACGAUUUCAAUCAAAUAAAUGCCCAAUAUGCAGACAGCCUGUUGAAAAACUGAUGGAGAUCAAAGUUAGAAGUUCUGAACCAUAAAGGAGAGUUUGCUGGUAUGAGUGGUAUCGUUGCUGCUGCACUAUGUUAUGUAAUUGUCCAUAAUCCUGUAACAACAUCGAUCUUGAAGUGUAUAGUUCUGCUGAUGGUUGUGAACUUGUGAUGAUGUGGUCUAGAAAUGAACUGUGAAGACCUUCAUUUGGCAUUGGAUCGCUUGGUUUUUCUUGUUAUAGUA